This is a messenger RNA of Schistosoma guineensis, 4453 nucleotides long. Lineage: Eukaryota; Metazoa; Platyhelminthes; Trematoda; Strigeidida; Schistosomatidae. The record is from the annotation of a GenBank genome assembly.
UUUAGUUUGAAAAAAAUGAUGUAAUUCACGUGUUUUCAUCAUAAUCUAUUGAACUUACUUAUUAGAUUGUUAUAUUACUUUAUAAAUGGAACACAAGACUAUUGUCAUCAUCAUCGUCAUCAUCACCAUGAUCGUCAUCAUGAUCAUGAUCAUCAAUGGGAAUGAUUUCUUUCACAUAUAUUUUUCAUCUACUUUUGACUGGAUACUUUACUUUCAAACACACACACACACACACCCACAAACAUACACACUCGCACACACAUACACACACAUACAGAUUGGCGCACAUGUACUCACAAUAGCCCAUUUAAAGAAGCUUUCUACAUAUCAUUCAUUCAUUCAUUCAUUCAUUCAUUCAUUCAUUCAUUCAACCAUCCAUCUCUCGAUUCACUUCGCUCAAUUUAUUUCCAUCAGAAUGAAAUGGAAUCUUUUUCAUAAGAAACAUUAUACUACUGAUAAUCAUCAUUCAUCUACUACACGUACAAUAUAUGCUCAUCAUUAUAAGAAUUUAAAUGGUGAACCAUAUCAUCAUAAUUAUUGUAAUAAUCAUAUUCAUUCAACACAUUAUAAAUGGUAUAAUUUUUUUUAUAAAAAUCUCUAUGAACAAUUUCAUAAUAUAGCAAAUAUUUAUUUUUUAUUGAUUAUUAUUACUUAUUUUUUUGUGGAUGAUAGUGGGAAUGCCUCAGUAACUAUUAUCCCAUUAAUUGUUAUCCUAACCAUCACAAUGAUUAAAGAUGGUUUAGAUGAUUUAUUACGUUAUCAUUCGGAUCAACAAUUAAAUUCCAUUGAAUAUCGAGUAUUAACAAUUGAUUUUCAUCGAAAAUCAAUAAAUUGGAUCUUAAAAAAAUCUUCUUUAUUAUUAGUUGGUGAUGUAAUUUAUUGUCAAAAUAAUCAAUCAUUUCCAUGUGAUUUAUUAUUAUUAUAUUCAUCUAAUAAUAAUGGACAAGUUAAUAUUACUACAAUGAAUUUAGAUGGGGAAACAACCAUUAAACAAUAUUAUUCAUUAAUUGAAUAUCAAUCAAUUUAUUCACAAUAUUCAAAUAAUCAUUUAAUUGAAACACAUUUAAAACAAUUCAAUUUUCAAUUUAUCAUUGAACAAUUAUAUUUACAUGUGAUCUGUCAACAACCCAAUGAGAAUUUAAUGACCUUUCAAGGUCAUUAUGAAACCGCUCAACAUUUAAACCAUCAUGAUGAUGGAGGUGGGGAUGGGGGUGAAGGUGGUAGUGGAACAUAUUUACCAUUAAAUAGGAAAAAUUUAGUAUUACGUGGAUCUAAAUUAAUAUCUACAGAUUAUAUCAUUGGUUUAGUUAUUUAUACUGGUAAAGAUACAAAAUUAUCAUUAAAUAGUAAAAAUUCACAAAGAAAAUAUAGUACACGUGAAAGAUUAUCUAAUAUUAUUUUAUUAAUGUUUAUGGUUGCCAUGGUAACUAUCACAUUCAUUGUUACUAUCAUAUCAACUUUAUGGAUAAAACAAAAUAUCAAUAAAAUAUGGUAUAUUACAUUUGAAUUAUUAACAAUAUGGCAAUUUAUUAGUAGUAUAUUUCGUUAUUUAUUUAUUAUUAAUUAUUUAAUACCAAUAUCUAUUAUAGUAACUACAGAAUUUCAACAAUUACUAUUAGCUUAUUUUAUAUCGAAUGAUAUUACUAUGUAUAAUUCAAUAGAGAAUAUAAAAAGUCAUGCAAAUAAUUCACAAUUAUCCGAUGAAUUAGGUCAGAUUGAAUUUUUAUUCUGUGAUAAAACUGGAACAUUAACACAAAAUUUAAUGAGAUUAAAAUCAUGUUGUUUAUUAUCUAAUGAACAAUUAUAUCAAUUUCAUAAUGAUCAGGAUCAAGAUCAAGAUCAGGAUCAAGAUCAAGAUCAGGAUCAGGAUGAUGAUCAUCAUAAUAAUACUACUGAAUUAACUACUUAUAAUGUAUUGAAUUCAUCUUUGAUAUUAUCACAGAUGAAUGAAAAGUUUCGUGACUUUUUAACUAUCAUAUCAUUAUGUCAUACUGUUGAAUUAAAAAAUCAUACUCAAAUGGUUAGUAAUAAUAAUAAUGAUAAUAAUAAUGUACAAGAAUCAUCAAUGAAUACUGAUGAACCAUCUAGAUUUUAUGAAUAUGAAGCGACAUCACCUGAUGAGAAGGCUUUAGUUGAAGGUGCUUCAAAACUUGGUGUUGUCUUUUCAGGCAAAGAACCUGAUUUCAAUGAGACUGGUUCAUAUAAAUUAUAUAUUGACUAUUGGUCAUAUUCAUCAACAACAAUAAAAGAGUCAAAUAAUGAGAAGUUUAUUGAUCGUCAAUGUUAUAUUGUUGAUGCAGUACUGGAAUUUGAUCCAACACGUAAACGUAUGAGUGUUAUGGUACGUUAUCCUGAUGGAACAUGUUGUGUAUUGAGUAAAGGAGCAGAAACUGCAAUUUUAGAUCCUGAGAGAUGCAGUACUACAUCUGGUUAUCUACGUUCACGUGCUAUUCAUUAUGUUAAUGAAUAUGCAAUUCAUGGUUUACGUACACUUGUAUUUGCGAAACGUAUAUUACAUAAAUCUAUUUAUAUGAAAUUAUUAGAACAGUUCAAAUAUGCCUCUAGUCUAUGCGAUAAUGAACGUAUUCAUGCAUUAAAACAAUGUUAUAAUGAAAUUGAAUAUGAUAUGAUACCAAUAUAUGUUACUGGUAUAGAAGAUAAAUUACAACCUGGUGUAAAAAAUUGUAUAAAAGCUUUAAAAGAAGCUGGAAUACAAAUAUGGAUAUUAACCGGUGAUAAAGCUGAAACAGCAAUUACAGUAAGUCAAUCUAUUGGACAUUUUACAUUGAAUAUGUCAUUAAUAAGAAUAAUGAAUUGUCAAUCAUUACAAUCAACAGCAUAUAAAAUUUAUGAACAAUUAGAUGCAUUAUAUUCAUAUCAUAAUAAUCAUAAACAAAAACCUAAUCAUCAUUCUAUAUUAACAAUGUCAAGAAUUAAAAUAAUAAACUAUACUAGAAAUUCAUUUCAUAUAUCCUCCUCCUCCUCCUCCUCCUCAUCAUCAUCAUCAUCAUCAUCAUCAUCAUCUACUUCAAGACCAUCUUCAUGUAUGGAUGGACCAUACAAUAAUAAUACUAAUAGUAAUGGUAAUAGUAAUAAUAAUGAUGUUUAUUAUUAUGAUUCAAAUGAAAUCAUCUUCAAUAAGAAAGGUUGUAUAAUUAGUCGAUAUAUAAGACGAAAGCAUAAAAAGCAUCCUGGUAUGGCAAAUGAAUCAAUUGGUCUUGUUAUUGAUGGAAAAACUUUACAAUAUGCAUUACAUACCUCAGUACGCGAUGCAUUUCUAGAAUUAUGCAUGAAUGUUACAACAGUGUUAUGUUGUCGUAUGACACCACUACAAAAAGCAUCUAUUGUUAAAUUAGUUCAAAUUGGUUUAGCGAAACAUACACGUUAUGGUAUGAAACCAGUUAUAGCUGCAGUUGGUGAUGGUGGUAAUGAUGUAGCUAUGAUUUUACAAGCUAAUAUUGGCGUUGGAGUCUAUGGAAAAGAAGGUCGUGAAGCAGUUAGAGCCGCGGAUUAUUCAGUGACACAGUUCAGACAUAUUCAACGAUUAUUUUUGUUACAUGGACAUUGGUCAUAUUAUCGUAUUACAAUAACCAUGUUAUUUUUUUAUCAUAAAUCUGUUGCAUUUGUAUCUAAUCAAUUAUGUUUAAUUUAUUUUAAUGGUUAUUCAGAUAUUCCAUUAUUUGGUACCAUUUUAUUUGUAUGUUAUAAUUUAACAAUGACAUUUUUAGUUAGUUUAGGUUAUGGAAUGUUUGAACGUCAUAUUCAAGAAAAGAUUCUAUUGAAUAAACCAUAUUUAUAUAAAGAAAUAUCACAUCAAGCAAAUUUAAGAGCAUGGUAUAUUCUUUUAUGGAUUCUAGAUGGUAUAUGGCAUGGUGUUGUAACAUUUUUUAUACCAUUCUUUUGCUUAGCUGGUGGUAAUUUAUAUGCUGAAGCUAUUUUCUAUGAAACUAAGAAUAAUUCAUAUAGAAUUUAUGAUUUUACAAUGAUUGGUAAUGCAUCAUUUAUUUAUUUAUGGAUUGCUGUAACAUUACGUUCAACAAUAUGGACAAGAGAUUUUAAUAUGAUGUUAAUUAUGUGUCAUAUUGGGACAACCUUAAAUGUUGUCAUUUUAUUUCUUUUUCAAACAUUUGUUCCUUCUACAAGUAAUGAAUAUCAAAGAUAUGCUCAAUUAUGUCGAAGUCCUGCAUUUUGGCUCACAUUCCCAUUAACUGUUUUUAUAGCCAAUAUUCCAGGAUUAAUUUGGCGUUUAGCCUCAGAUACAUGGUGGACUAUACGUAUUGAAUUGAAAAAUUCACCUAAAAAAUCCCAGCGUAAAUCUUAUUUGAAUAAUCCAUUAGUUUGGUUGAAAGCAUUCGUUUUUGGUCAAACAGAAGAAAAUGAACCAAUCCUUCAGAAAAAUGAAAAUGAUAUAAACACUUUUAAAGAACAAAUAAAUCAUAGUUACCAGUCAUAA